This is a messenger RNA of Capsaspora owczarzaki ATCC 30864, 3476 nucleotides long. RefSeq lists its product as hypothetical. The transcript has 2 exons. Lineage: Eukaryota; Filasterea; Ministeriida; Capsasporidae. The coding region runs from base 237 to 3476 and encodes 1079 amino acids. The record is from RefSeq and is a predicted model, not a curated record.
ACUCGCUUUGUGUCACUCAAAAUUCAAUGCUUUGAAAAAACCACUCCAGUUUUCCUCUCGCUUUGUGUCACUCGCCACCUUUGCGCAGUUUCAUCCCCUGUCUUCCAUUUUUCGCCUGGACUUACCCAUCAAUCCCGUCACCGCACCACCGAAAGCGGUGUCUUUCUAUCUUGCCUGGGAGAGACAGGGGCAGUGAGAAACAACGACUGAAAAAAAAAAGAGAAGAUCGUCGUUUGAUGACUUUGUCCGUGUCAAGCACAGCGACGGUUACCCGCUGCAUCGUUGCAGGCCUAAACGGGUCGUCAGUAGUGCGGUUUGCGCUUGCCAACACGCGAGAGCUUGAGAUUGAGCUCGAGGAGCUACAGAAGGCCGUCCGAGGUCUCACCACGAUUCCUGUCAAUGUCGAGCUUGCCAUCGACACAAGCGCCAUCCCGCUCAUGCAGGGCCGUGUCGAUCUUGCAGUUGUCUACCUGACGAAAUCACACACGCUCGUCAUUCCGCCGCUGCCCGGUGGUGCUGUCCAGAUUUGCUGUCGGACGGACAACAGAGCCGGACUCGACCAGCCGAUUGUCCAACGACGUGACGACGCAUCCACGGCUUCAAUGGACGCCACACAGGUGAUUGAUGCCUUGAGGUCGCAGCCGCCGAGCGUCGUCUUCACCCAGCCCGAUAUUAACCGGGGACCGUCCUCGUCUGUUGCUGCGGGUGCCCACCUUCCACGCGAGUCGACCGUCCGCGAGUUCAAAGCGAACGUGAAGAAAAAUGCUCGCGCUGUCACGGAGGACGCAUUUAGCGCCUGGCUUGGAGACUAUCUUGAGCCUCUUCUGAACGCGGCAAGUAUGGAAUUUCAUCUCGGUGUCGACGAAGUCGACAAGCAUGGCGUCAUCGUCGGCGUUGAGCUUUGCAUCGACCCAGAGACUCUUUGCCGCGCUCUUCGUGAAUGGCUUGUCAAGCACAUUGUUCCCACCCCGACACGGCUCAGCAUCUCCGUCAACGACCUACAGCUACCUCCGGACGACAAUUAUGCUGUCGUACUAGUUUGGGAUACAUGCCCGAUACUCAGUACAGUGCUCGCAAACCACGGCGAGUCACCCUGCAUUCUCGUUUCCGAGCUGUUGGACGAGACCCAGGUGCCGAACGCGUUUGCUGACAUUGUUGGCCAAUUUGGCACGCGCCCGAUAAUCGAAGGUGAACUUGUUGCAUGGCUCAACAACCAGCUUGUCCAGCGCAAGGUUAUUUGCAUCUCGCACGACCUCAAUGCUACUCCCGCGCGCUACCUACGGCGCGGCCGUCCAUUCAUGUACCUAUUUGACUCCACUGGGAACUCGACUACGGAGCCAUCAUUUCGCACGCCGGACGCAUUGGCCAUUUGGCUUCGUGGGCAUACGCUCAACCCGCUCGUCGUGCGUGCGACCGCCAGCGACUUCACUGUGCGCGUCCGCAUUCGCGACGCCACAUGGCAAGCUGAUGUGACCCGCAACAUCGAGCACAUCCUCGGCUUUGACAGGCCCAGUGACUUCACAUUUGACGACAUCAGCGGUCCAAGCUCCGUUGCACUCCUCGUCGAACGUCUUCACUCCAUGCCAACGCCACUCAUUUGCGUUGUUGACGGGACUGAAAAGGCGGUUGGUUGCCUGACUGCACUCAGAAAUCAGCUCUUGAGUAAAGAGACGGACAUCCAAAUCCAUAUCCAAGCCGUUCUUCUCGUUCGUGAAAAUGACCUGCAUAACGUCCACUCGUUGUACAAGACGGCCAGUAACGUUGCGGCCAUUCUCGACGUUUGCCCUGCCGUGGCCGCCCUUGGUUGGUAUCCCUCCGGCUCGGUCCGAGCAACCCGCCCUCAGAUACCGAUACCGGCAUGUUUUGACCUUGUCGACGGCCGCGCUCCUGCGAGCCACAACGAUCAGGACUUCAUAUCACAGUGGAUGCGGAGUGGACUGGAAGCGCCAUGGUCUCUCUUGCGAUCCAAUCUGCUUCCAGUCCGCGCUGCUGUCGUUGCCCUGGAGCACCGCAUUCGCGACCUUGCCCGCGCGCGUUCGCACAUGGUUUUGUCCAUACCAAAAGAAUACCGCGGCAUUGGCCUGACCACGGUCAUGCGGCAGGCUGCACUUUGGCUCAGCGUCGACUUUGUUGUCCUUUGGGCGCAUCCAGACAAGCAGCCGGAGGACCGUGAUGUCGUGGUCGUCUCCGACCCUGCGAUCAUCUUUUUUGAUGAUACGGUUUACAAGUCAGACGAGUAUGCGAAGCUCAUCUCGUCUCCGGCAACCAUCAUUGUCCGCGUGCAACGCACUGGCUCGCUGGUUGGCGAAACGUUUUACCUCACGCCGUUCCUUGAUGUGGACGAGUUUGCCGGGAUGACUAUGCAGCUAGCAUGUUGUAUUCCAGAUAGUGCACGUGCCCUUCAGCAAGCCGAGAAACUGGCUCGCGGGGGUCUCCCUUUCGCCACUCAUCCGCUCAAUUUUGUCUUGGCUGCGGUGACCGCGUCAUGUCAAACAGCAGUGAUGCUUGUACGAUCAUGUCUUACUGGCUUGGACGACGAAAAGCGCGCACUGCUCGGGCUGCUGUCCUUCAUCACCAUCUUCACGCCUCGCAAGAAUGGUCUCCCGAGUCUUCCGUUCAUGUCGCUGCGCGAGCACAAGGCACUGCGCCAUCUGCUACGCAUAACACCUGAGCGUACUGAGCUCUGGCAUCCACAGCUCGCCAGUCUUUGCCUUUCCGAACUGCAUGGAUUUGCGCUCGUGGUCUGGUCGACAACUGACAAGGCUGUCCGCCCUUGCGCUGGUUUCGAUGACGUUCUUGUCCAGGCAUUCAAGCUUGUCCUCAAGACGGCCUCUGAGCAGUUUUCAGCUGUACAAGUUGGCCUGCUCGUCCGCCUGCUGCUUACCGAACGUCUUUCCGGCCGGAAGUUCUCGACCUUCGUGCACUGCUUUGACUGGGCGUUACAACCGUUCACUUCCUACACCCCAUUGCGCGAGGCUGCAUCCGACGUCCUUGCCAAGGCGGCACCUGAACAGGUCCACCUCCUCGUCCACGACUGCAGGCGUCGCCGUUUGUGCAGCCGCCGGGCCCAGCGAACGCCACAGUUCCUUCAAACGCUGAAUGAGCUUGCAGCACUCGCGGUCACGUGGGCCACUCAGUCUCAUCAAGCUUUACUUCCGUUGACGCUCCAGAACCAGGCAAUGUGCUGGGAGCUGUCGGGUGAUGUUGACAACGCCCUCACUACUCUGGACGAGCUCUGGAAGCAAGCCCCACGCUUGGCCACUGCAAAGACUGGCGCCAGGAUUGCGGAGGAAGCGCAGCGCGAUACGGAACUCUGGGCGCAGCGGAUGCAUGAGGCAACGCCGACGUCUCCUAUCGGCCCGUCCAACUGGCCGGUUUUACAGUCUUCAUCUCCGUUGGAAGACGACGAGCCUGCUCCCGAUGAUGCACCGAGCGACCCUGAUCCCAAUGUUUUGCUUUCGUUGGCUCUUCCUUGA